Molecule: messenger RNA, 451 nt
Organism: Caenorhabditis elegans
Lineage: Eukaryota; Metazoa; Nematoda; Chromadorea; Rhabditida; Rhabditidae
Gene: ssp-37
Product: MSP domain-containing protein
Exons: 2
Coding region: 13-351 (112 amino acids)
Source: RefSeq, marked reviewed
AACCAACUAAAGAUGAAUCUUCUUCUUAUCUUCUUUGCUGCUAUGGUUUCCGGUUCCUUUGGCGCAUUCUUCCGCAAGACCCUGUCCCUGACUGCCGAUCCACCAACUUGUACCGUCCCAGCCACUGGAGGAUUUUCGGCCCACAAGCUCGUCAAUGAGUUCGGAUUUGUCGAUCCAUUCGGAUCAAAGGAUAUUGUGAUCACCCGCACUGCUGGUGCACCAAAUUGGAAUGAUAAGCUUGUCAUUCAUUAUGCACCAGCUCCAGCUGAUGCUACUGAUGCUCAAGCCGCUUUUGCUGCAGCCACUCUUACUGGUCAGGCACUCACCAUUCCAUUGACGGCCACCGCCUAAAAAGAGCAAACUCAAAAAACGUCAAGCUUGGGACAUUUCGAUCCAUAUGCAUAUAUUCAUAAUGAUAAAUAAAAUUGAUAAUGAAUUGAACUUUGUCAAA